AUCGCAUGGCUGCUUCGAGAGACUAUCCAUCUCCGUCAACCACGACCUCUGGGCUUUCCCUACCUUCAACAUGUGAUCCUCCGGGAGAAGAGAACUCUCCAACCCAGAAAACAUGGAUUGUCAGUUUCGGUUCUAUUCCUUGCUUGGNNGUCUUCGGUGCUACUGGCCACAUGGGCCGCUCAAUUGUCAAGACGUGUCUUUCUCGUGGCGACAAGGUCACCGCUGUCGGCCGCGUUGGCGAGCACACGCUUGAUCAGAUGCAAGGCUGGCACGACUCUUGUCUCGGCCUCUUGUGCGACGUGAGAGUUUCUAAAACAGUCGAGUCUGUCAUCGAGAAUACAAUUCGACAUUUCGGUGCCGUGGACGUCAUUGUCAAGUCAGUAUACCUCCUCGAAUCUCCCAAUGUCCCCGAUCUCAUCAUUGAUUCCACUACANGCUGCACUGGGUACGGCGUCAUUGGAGCUUGUGAAGACCAAGAUGUUUGCGAUCUUCGUGCACAAUUCGAAACCAACUUCUUCGGCUGUCUCAACAUUGUCCAGCAGUCGCUCCCCUACUUUCGCAAACGCAACGCUGGCCGAUAUCUGAUUUNNUUUUCUUCAACUUCCGGUGCACUCGGUGUCCCCGGCCUCGGUCCCUAUUGCGCAACCAAAUAUGCAGUCGAAGGUUUGAUUGAAAGCUUGCUCUACGAGGUCGAUGCUUUCAACAUCAAGGCCACCCUCGUCGCCCCAGGCCAUCUCCGUCUCGACGAACCCACGGGACUGGACGACAAGGGUUCAGAUUCAGCUGACAAGAGCCGCCUACCAACCUAUGGCCAUUUUCUGGUCAAGUCACCGUCUCAGCCUUAUGAGAGCCAGAAUGCUCCUGCCGCCCACGCGAAGCGGGUGGUGCAAUGGCUUAGCAACCAGCAGCCCACCAGUGCUGUCAAGAGCGCCGAACUUACCUGGCAAUUAGGUCAUUGUUCAUUUCCACCGUUGCGUCUUCUCUUGGGCAGCUUCGCCGUCGAGAGCAUACGCGAUCGCCUGCGGUGCAUCAUAGAGGAGGCUUGUACAGNNAUCGAAGAUUGGAAACAUCUAAGCUUUCCUCGCGCCGAUGAGAGAGACCAGCAGACACCGCAGCCUGCAGGGGAAGAUUCGACGUCACAGCACCAACUGACACCGGGCGAUGAAAUUGCUGAAGUCGCAGAUGGGGACAUGGAAAUCGACGAAGGC
Molecule: messenger RNA, 1208 nt
Organism: Aureobasidium vineae
Lineage: Eukaryota; Fungi; Ascomycota; Dothideomycetes; Dothideales; Saccotheciaceae
Source: the annotation of a GenBank genome assembly